UUUUUUUCUCUCUCUCUUUUUUUUUUUCUUUUAUAUAUAUUUAUACAUGUUCAAUAAAUGGAUAGUGAAAUUUCAAUAUCUAAAGUAAAAUCAACUUUUAAACAACUUGACUUGUCAUCAAAAGGUCGUAAUUCUAAUCCAUAUGAUUCAGUAUUCGUGGCCAAUGAUAAUAGUAGUCAUGUCGACUACUUAUUAGAAGCAGACAUGAGUGAUUCUUCUCUCUUUAAUAACAAUAAUUCCAAGUUGGGUUUCUAUAAGCAACCACUUCGAAAACAAAGAUCAACAUCCUCCAUGUUAGAAUCACCUACAGGUCAUCCAUUAGGUAUUUCUGCCUCUCAUCCCGACUUGAUGGCAAAAGAUGAUCUUCAUAUUAUAUCACAACUAUCUCGUAUACCUACACCACCACCUAUACAUAGGUCUUCUUCUACAGGCUUAGACAUUACAGAUAAUAAUGACGAAAAAUACUUGACUUUAGAUCCUGUUGACUUGGCUAGUUUUAGAAAAUGGGUCAUUGGUUUUUGUAUAGUUAAUUUUGAUUUAGAGAUUGGUCAAGCUUUGGAUUAUGCAUAUCCACCAAUGGAUUUGACACUAGCAGAACAAAAGAAUAUUUGCUUUUCUGCAUUUCCAGAUUCUAACGUAUUCGAGGUGGGUGAUCAAGUGUUUAAUAUUCGUAUUAAAGCUAGCUCAAGCAAAUUUGCUGUUUCGGGUCCAACUGCAGAUGCAGGAUUCCUUUAUGGUUAUGUAUUUUUUAGACAAAAGAAGGAUUCAACAAUUCGACGAGGUUAUUUCCAAAAAUCAUUAGUUUUGUUAUCACAAUAUCCUUAUGUAGGAUUAUUUUCAAGGAUAGUGUCUAUAUUAGGUCCAGCUUAUUUUGAUACUGGUCAACCUAUGUUGGAAGCAGCUUGUAUGAAUAUAGUACAUUGGCCUUCUCCAGAAGAUGGUAAAGUGCUUGAUUUGCCUUUUCUUGGACGACUAUUACAAGUUGAAUUACCUACACCAUUUAAACCACAAUUAUUAGAAACAACACCUUUUGAUAUGAAUAAACUAAAACCAGAUAUCCAGAUUAUGGCAGCACUUCCAAUAGGAAGCUUAUACCAUCAUUUCAAAGAUAUAUUAAAAGAUUUAUGGUUGUUAUGGGAACUUAUGCUAUUAGCUGAACCUAUCGUUGUUAUGGCACCUGAUCCAGGAGUUUGUAGUGAAGCAGUGGUUGCCUUAGUAGAUAUUAUUAAUCCUAUACCUUACUGUGGUGACUAUAGACCUUAUUUUACUAUCCAAGAUUCAGAUUUCAAAAGCUUUGUUACAAAGAAUAAGCCAUUAUCUAGUUUAGUAAUAGGUGUAACUAAUCCUUACUUUAACACUGCCGUUCAACAUUGGCCAAAUAUUGUUCGAGUGGGCAAACAACAACUGAGAAAACCUGAUGGUACAAUUAUACAUUCAGGAAUAUCAAAAGUAAAACAUAAUAGUAAAUCAAAUGUAAUGCUUAAUUUUAUACAAGGAGUAACAUCAAAACGUAAAUCAGUGAUAUCUAAGGAUAGAGAAUUAAUUAAAAUGUUAACUGAAGCAACUGUCAGAGGAUAUCCACCAGAUUGGGUUUUAAAUAAUAUUCUACGAAGAUAUUUUGUUGAUUUAACAGAGAAAUUUCUUGUGCCAUUAAAUAGAUACUUUAGUACAUUGAUACCUGUCAACAUUACGAAUAGAGAUAUACCAAGAUUAAAGCCCUUUCAAACAGAUCAGUUUAUGAAAUCCUUAAAAGAACAUGGCCCACAACUUCCUUUCAAAUCAACAUUUAAAACACGUACAUCUACCACAGAUCCUACUAAGGAAUUAUAUUCACAGUUUUUGAAAUGUGGUAAUUUUGCAACUUGGCUUCAACAACGUACAACAAGAGCAGAGGCAGAGAUAAAGAAACGAAGGGAAAAUUACACUUAAUCAUUUAUAGUAGGGAGACUAAUAGAUAGAGUUAAAUUGUAAAUAUGUGCAUAAAUAGUAUGAUGAUGUUUUAAUAGAGCUACCAUGACAAUAAAAAGUUCAUUACUAAUACCGUUACACAGAUUCAUCAGUUGAAUCUA
This is a messenger RNA of Cokeromyces recurvatus, 2069 nucleotides long. RefSeq lists its product as uncharacterized. NCBI's taxonomy places the organism in Eukaryota, Fungi, Mucoromycota, Mucoromycetes, Mucorales, Mucoraceae. Gene Ontology annotation, cellular component: recycling endosome. Gene Ontology annotation, molecular function: guanyl-nucleotide exchange factor activity. The transcript is spliced from 13 exons. Bases 58 to 1929 code for a protein of 623 amino acids. The record is from RefSeq and is a predicted model, not a curated record.